CCCACCACGCGCCCCAACCUCCAAAAAAAAAGAGAGGAAAAGGAAACGCCCCCCAAAUCGGAAUCCGCACGCACCCAUGGCCGCCGCCGCCCUCCUCCGCCGCUCGCCGGCGGCGCGCGCGCUCCUCUCGCCGGCCCUCUCGUCCCGCCUCGUCGCGUCCAAGCCCCACUCCUCGUCCCCCGCGCCCCCGCCCCCGCCGAAGGCGUCCUCCGAGAUGAAGACCUUCUCGAUCUACCGGUGGGACCCGGAGUCGCCGUCGACGAAGCCGCACCUCAAGGACUACCAGGUGGACCUCUCCGACUGCGGGCCGAUGGUGCUCGACGCGCUGCUCAAGAUCAAGAACGAGCAGGACCCGUCGCUCACCUUCCGCCGCAGCUGCCGCGAGGGCAUCUGCGGGAGCUGCGCCAUGAACAUCGACGGCGACAACGGCCUCGCCUGCCUCACCAAGAUCUCCGCCGCCUCCUCGGCCUCCACGGUCUCGCCGCUGCCCCACAUGUUCGUCGUCAAGGACCUCGUCGUCGACAUGACCAACUUCUACAGCCAGUACAAGAGCGUCGAGCCGUGGCUCAAGCGCAAGGACCCGCCGCAGCAGGAGGGCAAGGAGAUCCUGCAGACCAAGGCCGACCGCGCCAAGCUCGACGGCAUGUACGAGUGCAUCCUCUGCGCCUGCUGCUCAACCUCGUGCCCAUCCUACUGGUGGAACCCGGAGGAGUACCUCGGCCCGGCCGCGCUGCUCCACGCCAACAGGCUUCCGCUGUGGGGGACGCUUAUCAAACCAAAACCCAACAUGUUCAUGCACCUUCAAGCUCGAGGAUACCAUGGGGUGACAGAGAAGAGAAACCUGCUGGACCACAAACGUAGAUUGCUUGCAGAAAAAUAUGAGCUAAGAGGAAAGCUGUAUAAGGCUGUCUGUAGGGACCCUGAUCUUCCGUUGGAUAUGCGGGAAGAGUUCCGCUAUAAGUUGUCAAAGUUGCCAAGAAAUAGCUCAAUGACACGCCUUAGAAACCGCUGCAUUUUCACAGGCCGGUCUCGUGCUGUCUACAAGAAAUUCCGCAUGUCCCGUAUUAUGUUCCGCACAUUGGCAAACAAGGGUGAACUGACGGGGGUAAAGAAAGCAUCUUGGUAGAAGUUAACAAACCAGUAGAUCAAAGCGCUAGCUCUGCAGUAGUCCAGCUAAAUAAGGUGGAUACAGGACAGCCGUGACCAGUUCACCAAGGAGCGCCUGGAUGCCAUCAAUGACGAGUUCAAGCUCUACCGCUGCCACACCAUCAAGAACUGCACUCACGCCUGCCCAAAGGGUCUGAACCCGGCUAAGCAGAUCGACACGAUCAAGAAGCUCCAGAUCGACACCUAAAAGUCUUGGCCCCCAUAAAAACGAACAUGGAUGGGAUGGAGCAGACCUGUGGAAAUUUGUGAUGAACAUGCCUUUUGUUUCGCGUCAUGGUCUCUACCUGACGAAUAAUUCCUGCUUGGGGCCUCCACUCUGGUGCUUGCAAUUAUCAGGUGGAGGUAGAUUAGGGAGUGAAUAAUUGCUACCGUAUUUCAUUUUUAUGUGCUGUAUCUAAUUUGAUCGUCUGCCUUGCCUUGCA
Panicum virgatum (switchgrass) is the source of this 1589-nucleotide messenger RNA. RefSeq names its product succinate dehydrogenase [ubiquinone] iron-sulfur subunit 1, mitochondrial. The record is from RefSeq and is a predicted model, not a curated record. Gene Ontology annotation, molecular function: structural constituent of ribosome; electron transfer activity; 2 iron, 2 sulfur cluster binding. The transcript is spliced from 3 exons. Gene Ontology annotation, cellular component: ribosome; mitochondrion. NCBI's taxonomy places the organism in Eukaryota, Viridiplantae, Streptophyta, Magnoliopsida, Poales, Poaceae. Gene Ontology annotation, biological process: aerobic respiration; respiratory electron transport chain; translation. The coding region runs from base 77 to 1126 and encodes 349 amino acids.